Messenger RNA from Penicillium roqueforti, 546 nucleotides. RefSeq lists its product as uncharacterized. The transcript has a single exon. Lineage: Eukaryota; Fungi; Ascomycota; Eurotiomycetes; Eurotiales; Aspergillaceae. The coding region runs from base 1 to 546 and encodes 181 amino acids. The record is from RefSeq and is a predicted model, not a curated record.
AUGUUUGAUUGGAUCGCUGGGUUGGGCAGAAUCCUUCACCGACUGCACGAGUCCGACUUGCGCAUUGCGCAGGACCCUAGCUUGUGCCUUGUCCCGCGGGACACCACCUGGGAGCAGUUUUGCGAGUUCAAGUCGAGCCUAGCCGGCAUCCCAGACCGGGAUGUCUCCUUGCGUUAUGUAAACGGUGAGAUUCAUUUGAUGCGGCUAAAUUUCUAUGGCCCAAUUGUCCUCGGCAAGUCGGACUUCCAGAGAGCCGAGUACCAGUAUAGGACCUACUUCGUGCGUUUCUAUGGGCCAAUCUUGUUUGUGAUCGGUUUGUUUUCCAUGGUUCUGAGCGGAUUACAAGUCGUCGUCUCUGUGGGAGUGGACCCUGGCACCACUUGGCCGAUGGAUGCGGCGGUCUGGAUCAGCGUCACGGCAAUUGUGGCCUCGUUCAGCCCUCUCUUCGUACUAGGAUUGCUGCUGGUAUAUAAGGUAGCGAAGGAGUGGAAGUUUGCAAUCCGCGACCGAGUGCGGUUGUUGGAGGAGAAACAAGCGACAGAAUAG